Molecule: messenger RNA, 5073 nt
Organism: Pediculus humanus corporis (human body louse)
Lineage: Eukaryota; Metazoa; Arthropoda; Insecta; Psocodea; Pediculidae
Product: JmjC domain-containing histone demethylation protein 2B, putative
Exons: 9
Coding region: 1-5073 (1690 amino acids)
Biological process (GO): regulation of transcription by RNA polymerase II
Cellular component (GO): chromatin; histone deacetylase complex
Molecular function (GO): histone H3K9 demethylase activity; transcription coregulator activity; chromatin DNA binding
Source: RefSeq, a predicted model, not a curated record
AUGAACAUAAUAAAUAAUUUACCUCCUCCUACGCGAGAAGAAGAGAGGAAAAGAGUCGACGAGCAGCAUCAAGCGCUUCAGCAUCAAAGGAUUUUGGCCGAACGUCAACGGCACGACCGGGAAAGAUUUUACACCGCGCCAACAAGGCCGCCAAGUAAUCCAGCCAAACUGGAUUAUCCUCCGCCUGCGCAUAGUCGUCCAGGAAGUGCCAAGCCCGCUGAGAAACCGAUGGCUCACGCUCACACUGCUUUGCCGAAAGCAGAGCCUAAUUUUAGUCUUUUCGGUUAUCCGAAUUAUCCACCGGUAGGUUUGACUCAUGAGAAGGGAAGGCCCGAUGUUAAACCUCAUCACAGGCCCAUGGAAAGGGAUUUGCCGAAUCCUCCUCCGCUGACGGCUGAUUUAAAAAGUUCUGUGAUCGUUAAAAACGAAGGGAAAAACUCUCAUCAUAGUGAUGUUAAAAGUCAAACACAUUCCCCGAAGCCGCAACCUUAUUUAACGCCCACAACGAAUGCACACAAGCCGGCCGGAACUUACGACUACAGGAAUCCGACGCAGCCUCCGCAUCCUCUCUCUCAUCAUCAUAUAGAGCAAAAGCAUCAUAGACCCGUCACUCAUAAUGUACAUCAUCAGCGUCAGUCGCCUCAUUUGCCGACGACCGAGCAGCGGUUCAUUCCGGGAACCCCUUAUACUUCGAAACCUGCGACCGUCGGUUCCUAUCCGUAUCCAACGGCUCCAGUUACCGCCCAUUAUUCAAUGACUGCCAGUGUUAGUAGUUCAUCCAAACCGAAAGUUAGCAGUCCCGCUCCUCCUCAUAUUUACGGAAAACCCACUGCUGGCAUAACAACGGGAAUUCCGGUUUGUCGAACCCAAGACAUUGCUGCCGCUCCUUUGCCGUUAACGUCUAAAGCUUCUCCGUCCCCCUAUCAGCAAGUACCUCUACAUCAACCUCCCUCUGGCUCUCCCGUUGCGGGUGGGCCUCCUCCUCCUCCUGCUCACAGCAGUAGAACUAGCACGGUGCUCGAUGCUAGGCUCUAUCCUGGUCCACCGCCUGGAAUUGUUUCGGGUCUGGCAGUGAAACCUCCUCCACAACAUUUGGGUACUUCUCCUCCGACCGCAAGUGCUGCACCUCAUCCUGCUUCGCGGUCCUCUCCGUUGCAGGUUUCUCCGGUUCUUCACAACAGUUCUAAUUUUCAAACGCAACCUUUGGAUUUGGGCGUGUCUGAAAGGAGUAGUUCACCAAAGCGCAAGGGAACUCCGAUACCAAUAACAGCGGUGGACGCCGCUAAAAAACGACGUAACGAAUCCCCGCAACACAUUUCGUUGGAAGUUCCUCCGGCAACUUCGUCUCACGUUCAACCUCUGCUAUCAAGAGUCAGCGAGCCGAGUCCCUUAGUGGCGGGAGCUGCAACAACAAUCACGACGGUCGUCAAUGCAGCUGCUUACAUUACUCCGGCUAAUUUAGUUUUCACUCCCAACUCGGAACCUGCGUCGUCGGCUACUUCAUCAGUUACUAUUACUCCCGUACAAGCUCCGGCGAGAACCAAUUCGGCGGAUUCUACUAGACCUAGCAGCACGGGAAGUUCUGGCGUGCCGACUGUUUUGGCUCCUCAAGCUCGCGCGAGUCCCGUCUGUAGCAGUCCAGGUCUUUCCACGGGAACGCCAAUAAAAGUUACUCCGACAAGUGCAGAUUCUGAUAAAUCGAAUAGUCCUGGUCCGGUAAAAGCAUCAGCUUAUCCUGUACAUAAAUUGAAAAAAGCAUGGUUAGAAAGGCAUUCGGGGGAAGACGGAACCGAAGACAACGAAGGAGUGGUGGGAAGUGGUACAUGUGUGACGCUUCCAAUAACUUUAGACCGAGGUCGAACCACGCCAACUAUUUCAAAUACUACAAAAGAAAGUGUAAGUUGUGGGUUACCGAACGCAGUUAAUAGCAUAAGCAAGUCGAAAUCGUCCAACACUGGUAAAGCAAAUCGGAAGCCGAAUAACAAAGACAGUAAUUUAUUAAAUGGACACGUUGAAAUGUCAAAAUCUUCCCAUCCGGAUGAUUCUUCUAGUUCGGAUCAAGAAACUAGAAAAUCGCCAGCCAAAAGAAAAGCGAAAGUGAAAAAAAAGAAAAAAGGGGGCAAACGUAGCACGGCAGAAGACAAUAAAAAGAAAAAAGUUCCGGCGACGCCAGUGCAUAGUGAAAGCAGUGACAGUGAUAAAGACACGGGAAGUGAAAAGGAUUCAGACAGUGGGGCGAGUGCAAACUUGAGCGGUAGCAAGAGUAGAGCCGGAAACAUGAACAACUCGUCGAGCAGCGCGAGUAAAGAACCGAAGAAACGUGGCCGUCGACCUAAGAGUUCAAAAAACGAGCGAGAUGAGGAACCGCGGAACAAAAAGUCUCGGGACGAUCCGCCGGUUCCUUCACGUGACCCGUUCCGAAAGCCGCCGAUUUCGCAGUUGAAAAAAACAGGUGAAAGUUUUCUGCAAGACGGACCAUGUUUCGAGGUGGCUCCUAAAUUGGGAAAAUGCCGCGAGUGUCGGUGGACUCCGAAUCAAAGGUCAAAAAACAUGCCCAACAUUUUCUGUAGAUUUUACGCUUUUAGAAAACUUCGUUACACAAAAAACGGUCAACUAGCAAUUGCGGGAUUUUCGGAUCCCCACACCGAUCCCUCGGAAGAAGAUUUAAAACUAUGGCUUCCAUCGCCCGAUAAACCGCCGGCCGAUUUAGAUCUUGUCAUGUCUAGGUUUUUACUACAACAAGUCGGUGAUCAAUUUUGCGAUUUGCUUAAGCAGGAAAAAGAGGCCGUUUCGAUUCACAUGUCUGAAGAUAAAACGAUCGCGUGGAAGAGAGUCGUACAGGGAGUGAGAGAAAUGUGUGACGUUUGUGAAACAACUCUAUUUAAUUUUCACUGGGCUUGUGGAAAAUGUGGUUUUGUUGUUUGUUUGGAUUGUUACAAGGGUCGUAAAAAUGGUACAGUUAAAGUAUGGGGAGAACCUGGAAGAGACAGAGAUGAUUUUUCAUGGCUUCAAUGUACAAACCGUCAAGCGCACGAGCAAGAAAAGUUGAUGUUAACACAAAUCAUCGCAGGGGAUUCACUAAUGACUCUGGGUCGAAAACUUCACGAAGUUCGAAGCCUCUACAACAUUUCACAGUAUUGCGAUUGCCCUAUGAGCAAAGAAUUGAAAUCGAACGGGAUUUCAAAGGAUCUUUUGAAAAACAUAAUAAAGACUGAAUCAAUAAACGGGAUCAGAUCGGAUAAAAAGGAAUCCGAUAAAGAAAACAAAGGAAAGGGCAACGGUGGUAGUAAUAAUAAUAAUAAUAAUAAUAAUAAUAAUAGUAACGCAACAAAUGGCUCAACUGUUAAGACUGAAGGAAGUAAAAAUUCACCGUUGAAUAAUUGGAUGGGAGAUUCCGGAGGAGAUGAUAAAAAGAAAAGCGAUGAUUUGAGUAGCGUGAGCGAUUCGGAUUCGGACAAGGAAGAAAAUUAUUCGACUCUGAGAGAGCUUCUCAUAAGGCCGUCGCAUAAGCCGAACGGCGGAGGAACCGGAAGUCCGCCGCCUCAAUCCCCUCAAUCGGAUAAGAAAAAGCAAAAGAAUGAAAAUAUCGACGAGUUAAUAUCAAGCGCUAUAGAGAAAAGCAUGGCGGAAAUGAACGAAGAACGUGAUUCAAUGUUGGCAUCGCCGGAAAAGGGGCCAGAGUUAAAACACUUCGUCAGACUGAACAUACACAAAUGGACUGAAAGAGGUGAUUCCAUGACGUUGCCUCGUAGAGUCAUGACUUUGGCAGAAAGCAAACAACUUUACCCUGGGGUUCCUCACUCGUGGCUGUGCGAUGGAAAAUUGCUUAGGCUCAACGAUCCGAGUUGUCCGAAUAAUUACAAAAUCUUUCAGGAUCAGUGGAAGCGAGGUCAACCCGUCAUCGUUCGCGACGUGUCAAAAAAUCUCGACAUGUCUUUGUGGCAUCCGGAUUCGUUUGCCGAAGAUUUCGGAGACGAUAAAAACGAUCUUAUAAAUUGCAUGACGGGGAAAAUAGUUCCUAACCAACCAAUGAGAAAGUUCUGGGAAGGUUUCGAACAUUUUUCAAAAAGGUUAAAAGACGAAAGGGGAAAUCCGAUGCUUUUAAAAUUGAAAGACUGGCCUCCGGGAGAAGAUUUUGCCGAAAUGUUACCAUCUAGAUUUAACGACUUGAUGAAGGUUUUACCCCUCUCGGAAUACACGCACAGAAACGGUCGUUUAAAUCUCGCGAGCCGAUUACCAGAAUGUUUCGUGCGCCCUGAUCUCGGACCAAAAAUGUACAACGCUUACGGAUCCGCUUUGCAUCCGGACAAAGGAACGACAAAUUUACACUUGGACAUAUCGGAUGCCGUCAACGUCAUGGUUUACGUUGGAAUACCUAAAGACGGAGACAACGAAGAACACAUAAAAGAAGCAUUUCGUGCAAUCGACGAAGCCGGUUGCGACAUAUUGACGAGAAGAAGAGUUAGAGAAAAAGGUGAAUUCCCCGGAGCUCUCUGGCACAUAUACAACGCGAGAGAUGCGGAUAAAAUAAGGGAUCUAUUGAAUAAAGUGGCAAUAGAAAAAGGAGCAAGGUUGGAACCUCAUCACGAUCCGAUACACGAUCAAGACUGGUACCUGGACGGUCCGCUAAGGGUCCGAUUGUACGAAGAAUACGGUAUAGAGGGUUACGCGAUCGUUCAGUGUUUAGGCGAUGCCGUUUUCAUACCGGCCGGUGCUCCCCAUCAGGUUCGAAAUCUUCACAAUUGCAUGAAAGUCGCAGAGGAUUUCGUGUCGCCGGAAAACGUGUCUCACUGCUUCCACAUGACCCAAGAAUUUCGCGAUCUUUCGGACAAGCAUCUCAAUCACGAGGAUAAAUUGCAAAUAAAAAACAUUAUUUAUCACGCGGUCAAAGAUUCGCUAUCGGUUCUCAUGGGAGUCAAAAAUUCAGUCAAAGUCGAAGAGAAAACGUCGUCAACGACGACGUCGUCAUCUUCGUCGUCGUCGUCGGACAAAGAGGAAACGUCGGAAACGACCAACAAAACGAUUAUAGCGGAAGAUAAAAUCAAAAAGGAAUCAACGUGCAACAACACGUGA